Messenger RNA from Rhodofomes roseus, 1104 nucleotides. RefSeq lists its product as uncharacterized. The transcript has 6 exons. NCBI's taxonomy places the organism in Eukaryota, Fungi, Basidiomycota, Agaricomycetes, Polyporales, Fomitopsidaceae. Gene Ontology annotation, molecular function: FMN binding; oxidoreductase activity. The coding region runs from base 1 to 1104 and encodes 367 amino acids. The record is from RefSeq and is a predicted model, not a curated record.
AUGUCUGCAUCAGUCAUACCCAAACUCUUUCAACCUGUGAUCGUUGGGAAACAUGCCUUGUCGCAUCGCAUUGUACUGGCGCCUCUCACACGAUUUCGCGCGAACAAGGAGCACGUCCCGAGCGAGUACGCAACCGAGUAUUACGCCCAACGUGCAGUCGUUCCUGGCACACUCCUCAUUACCGAGGCUACAUUCAUCUCUCCCUUUGCUGGCGGACUCAACAGUGUACCCGGGAUCUGGAAUGACGCUCAAGUCAACGCAUGGAAACCGAUCACGGACGCUGUGCACGAGAAGGGUUCCCGAAUCUUUUGCCAGCUUUGGGCGUUGGGUCGCGGUGCGAACCCCGAAGUCCUAGAUGCUGAAGGGCUUCCCUAUGUCAGCGCAUCGGAUGUCAAGCUGUCAACCGCUACUAGAACACCGCGAGCUGUGACUACUCAAGAGCUAAAAGAAUAUGUCGAAGCCUACACGAAGGCGGCUGUGAAUGCAGUCCGCGCCGGCUUCGACGGAAUCGAGCUCCACGGUGCUAAUGGCUACUUCAUCGAUCAGUUCCUACAAGAUGUCAGUAACAAGCGAACGGAUGAGUAUGGCGGGUCCAUCGAAAACCGUUGCCGCUUCCCGCUCGAAGUCAUCGAGAGCGUCUCGAAGGCGAUUGGCGCCGAGAAGACCGCCAUCCGGCUGAGUCCAUGGGGCGAUGUCCAGGAUAUGCGCAUGGACGAUCCGAAGCCUACGUUUGCGUAUUUCGUGUCCCAGCUUGCGCAGAAGUACCCAGACCUCGCUUAUAUCCACGUCGUCGAGCCGCGCGUCAGCGGGUUCAAGUCUCGUGAAGUUCAACCUGGAGAGUCUAAUGACUUCUUGCGAUCGAUCUGGAACCCUCGACCAUUCAUCAGCGCAGGUGGUCAUACGAGAGAUAGUGCCUUCGAGUUCGCGGAAAGCAAUGAUGACCUCAUUGCCUUUGGUAGACUGUACAUCUCGAAUCCCGAUUUGCCACUCCGCAUCGCAAGGAACCUGCCACUCAACCAGGGUAAUCGUGAUACCUACUACGUCCCUGGGCCUGCUGGCUACAUCGACUACCCAUUUGCUGAGGAUGCGUUUGCCAAGCUUUGA